Molecule: messenger RNA, 732 nt
Organism: Lathyrus oleraceus (garden pea)
Lineage: Eukaryota; Viridiplantae; Streptophyta; Magnoliopsida; Fabales; Fabaceae
Exons: 1
Coding region: 1-732 (243 amino acids)
Source: RefSeq, a predicted model, not a curated record
AUGGUUAAAGAAAAAGUUAGUGAAUCAAAUCCGGUUGUCAAACUCCGUUUCCCCACAAGAAAUCAGAAGAAAGAGAAACAUGAUAAGAACUUCAAUAAAUUCUUGGAGAUGUUCAAAAAGCUUGAGAUUAACAUUCCGUUCUUGGAGGCACUUGAACAAAUGCCCUCUUAUGCCAAAUUUAUGAAGGAUAUUAUGUCAAAAAAGAGGAGCACCGACACUGACCCUAUUGUACUAACUGAAACUUGUAGUGCAAUUUUGAAGGGUAUGAAUAUUCCAGUGAAGAAGAAAGAUCGAGGCUCGGUAACUAUCCCUUGCAUUAUCGGGGAUAGAUCUUUCAAAAAGGCCCUUAUAGACUUUGGGGAAAGUGUGAGUCUCAUGCCGUUAUCCAUUUACAAGAGGUUGGGGAUUGGAAAAGUGCAAGAUACCAAAGUGACACUUCAAUUUCCUGACCAUUUUGUGAAGAGACCUUAUGCAGUGGUGGAAGAUGUUCUUGUGAAGAUUGAUAAGUUUUUAUUUUCGGUGGACUUUGUCAUCUUAGAAAUGCCGGAAGAUGAAGAGAUACCACUCAUUCUCGGUAGACCAUUUUUUGAGACCGGAAGAUGUUUGAUAGAUAUAGAAGAGGGCACCCUGACUCUAAAAGUUUAUGAUGAAGAGUUGAAAAUUGUGUGCGUAAUUGGGCCCGCUAGCCGUAUUACCAACGUGUUACCACAAAAUAUUCCUAAGGCAGGUUGA